AUGAGCAAAUUAGAAAGCCCCAGCAAAUCUCUCUCCCCAGCCAAUUCUGAACAAUCUCCCUUUUCGGAACCCAGAACGCCAGAACGGUGGUGGCAUUGGGGUUCCGAAUCAGCCAAGCAUGCAGAUUACUUUCAGUCUUCCGUUCUGAACCAAAAGCGGAAUCGAAAACAGUCGAGACGCUUUCCAGAGCCGGAGCUUUAUUCUGGUGAAGCAGAUUCUGAUGCUCGAAAGAGAAUGCGACCACUGGAAUCGCAUUACAACAACCGAAAUUCUAGGGGUCAGGUUUUACCAGACUCGGGCUCAAAGGCGCGGGUUGGUUUCUCUGAGAUGGAUGAAAACUCGAGAACGAUGAAUGAGAUUGGCGAAGGCGUGGAGACGUUUGAGAGUGGAACAGCCUCUCCGGUAGCACAAAUCAAUGUCAAAGACGAAGCUGCAUCAAAUUCAGAAUCAAGCCUCGGAAAGAGGAUCCAGCUGAUGAAAAUGGAAUUGGAGCUUGUGAGAACACACCACGAUAAGAAAAUCUUGACAUUGGAGAAAAACAUACGACACUUGCAAGAAGAAAACUUCGCUCUCUGUGAAACGCUACAUUGGUACAAGGGACAAUAUGAGGCUAGAGAAGGGGACUCGAGUCCUUUAGACGAAGUAAGAACACUCAGAGCAGAGCUAGGAAGGAAGAACAUGGAAAUUGAAGAGAAGAUCAGGCAAAAUUCAUCCCUCGAGGAACAAAUUAACACCGCAGAAGGAUUAAGUGGUAUAUUGAAAGACUCACAGGCAGCCAAUAACGUGUCAAUGAGGAUUUCCGAGGAUCUUUCCGAACUUGAGACUGCAGUGAGUCAAGCUGCUUUGCUUCUUCUUCAAUGUCUUUCCGACGAAAAAUUUUCAAAGUUACAAAAAAAGCCUUGCAAAAAGCCAGAAUUAUGCACGCUGAUUAGGUCAACUCUUGGGGAUAUGAGUAUUAUAUCUUUUGACCCGAAGAUUGCAUUUUCUGCACUGCUAUUCGGGUUCAUAAGGGAACGAGUCUGCCACUCAACUUGUUGGCUUAUUUUGCAACGGGAAGGUUACAUGCUAAAGGGAUACCAGUCAGCGAUUGAACGCAUCAGUAAGUCUCAUGCACAACUUAUUCGCUCAAGGCCGAUUCUGAUAUAUGACCAAGCUCCGCAAGGCACUCUGGAAGGAUUCCACAAGGCAGCAGUUGAGCUUAUGUUGGAAGAAAACCAUCCAUUCCUAGACUGUUGGGUUCAGUUACAAGCUGAAGAGUCUCAGAGUGAGCUCCUCAAACUUUUCAGCCCAUUAUUAAAAAUUCCCAAAUUUGGAAGCUUUGAAAAAGAUAUUCAGAAUACCCUGAAACGAGUUUUUGUCAAGGCGUUUCAAUUCCGUGCCCGCUGCGUACCCCCUAGAGGGACUCGCUAUGAGCUCAUUCAAAUGAAAGCAGGGGACAUAUUUGAACCAAAAUACAUGGAGGCUCAAAGACCUGAUGGAAGCCUUGUUUCAGUUCCCAGCGGAGAAACACGUCGUGUCAAAGUUUGUGUUCACGGUUGUCUUAUUUCUCACAUAUUUGAAGGGAGAUCACUCAACGGAGAACCACCAGACACAAUCACCGAACCAUUUGUGUUAGCUGAAACCAAGCAGAGUGACGGAGUCACCAAUAAAAAGGGACGGGGAAUUCUGAAAAGUGGAAAGGCAAUCGUUAUAUUAGAAGAUUGA
This is a messenger RNA of Penicillium malachiteum, 1704 nucleotides long. RefSeq lists its product as uncharacterized. The transcript is spliced from 2 exons. Lineage: Eukaryota; Fungi; Ascomycota; Eurotiomycetes; Eurotiales; Aspergillaceae. The record is from RefSeq and is a predicted model, not a curated record. Bases 1 to 1704 code for a protein of 567 amino acids.